Aspergillus heteromorphus CBS 117.55 is the source of this 1871-nucleotide messenger RNA. Its product is annotated as phosphopantothenate--cysteine ligase CAB2. The record is from RefSeq and is a predicted model, not a curated record. Gene Ontology annotation, molecular function: phosphopantothenate--cysteine ligase activity. Gene Ontology annotation, cellular component: cytoplasm; nucleus. The transcript is spliced from 2 exons. The coding region runs from base 464 to 1672 and encodes 402 amino acids. Gene Ontology annotation, biological process: coenzyme A biosynthetic process. NCBI's taxonomy places the organism in Eukaryota, Fungi, Ascomycota, Eurotiomycetes, Eurotiales, Aspergillaceae.
CUCGCCAUCUCCUUGGGGACACCUCAUCUGCAAGACGCUUCGUCUUAUUGCUGUUGAUCUCUUACCGUCUCCGCGAUCAUUUCCAUACCACGAACGAGGCAACCGUUCCAGUGCCCGAGGCCCAAUCGUGGAAGGUUGACCUGCCUGCUAUACCCAUCCAAGCGUGCUCCGAACUACCCGGCAUAUGUCAGAAUAUAGCAGACGCCAUUUCUUAUAAAUCCGGCCAUCUUCGCUGUCGUCGACCGUCUAUCCUCCGGCUGCGAUAAAUAAAAUCUCUUCACCAGGCGGUCGUUGUUUGCCAGUCCCCGCGCUGUCCCCCGCGAGUUCUGCCAGUGCCCCUCCUGUUUCGCUUGGAUAGAUCCACUCGCACUGUUGAUCGCAUCGAUAGACCGUGGCAUUGAAUAUAUUGGAUAGUCUCACCUUGAUCGCAUUAGUUUGAACAUACCCUCCAUCGCCCAACAUCAUGACCUCCGCCCCCACACCCGACAUGACGCCCGCCGAGGCCGAGUCGGUCUACUUCAACAACUACCCUCCCCCCAAGUCCCUCCCGAAACACGAGGCCCUCGCCCGGGCCUUCGUCGACUAUCAUGUCCAAGCGAACCGGCGCCUCGUCCUCGUGACCUCCGGCGGCACCACAGUUCCUCUCGAGAACCAAACCGUUCGCUUCAUUGACAACUUCAGCGCGGGCACGAGAGGUGCCGUGUCGGCGGAAUACUUUCUCCAGCAGGGGUAUGCGGUGAUCUUCCUGCACCGGCAGUUCAGUCUGCUGCCGUACUCGCGGCAUUACAGUCACUCGACCAACUGCUUCCUGGACUUCAUGGACGAGGAGCCGGUGCCGGACGUGGAGGGGGCCAGCGAGUCGGAUCACCGGCCGAUCGUGGUGCGCAGCGAAUACCAGGACCAGAUGCGGGACGUGCUGCGGAAGUACCGGUACGCCAAACGCAACAACCUCCUCCUGUUGCUGCCUUUCACCACCAUCUCCGAGUAUCUCUUUGAGCUGCGGUCGCUGGCCCAGCUCAUGAGGCCGCUGGGCUCCAACGCGCUGUUUUACCUGGCGGCGGCGGUGAGCGAUUUCUUCAUCCCCAGCGACCGGAUGUCGGAACACAAGAUCCAAUCGUCGGAACUGCCGGAGCAUCUGUCCCAGGGCCAGGCGACCGACGGGUCGGACAUCUACACGGGCGGGCUUGAGGCGCAACAACCGUCGCGGAGCAAGAGACUGGUCAUCGAUCUAGAUCCGGUGCCCAAGUUCCUGCACCGGCUGGUGGACGGGUGGGCGCCGGACGGUAGCAUGGUGGUAUCGUUCAAGCUGGAGACCGACCCGAACCUGCUGGUGUACAAGGCGCAGACGGCGCUGCGGCGAUACGCGCAUCACCUAGUGAUUGGGAAUCUACUGACGACGCGCAAGUGGGAGGUGGUAUUCGUGACGCCGGACGCGCCGCACGAGCGUUGGAUCCGAGUGCCGAAGUCGCGGCGCAGCAAGAGCAUUUCCGGCAGCGAGGCGCAGGUCGGGCUGGCGGAGGCCAAGCGGGCGGGCGACUCGGCGUCAGGGGAAACCAGUGGGGGGCAGCAGGGUGAAAAAACCACCUCGGAGGGGGUGGAGAUCGAGAGUCUGAUCAUUCCGGAGCUGGUGCUGCUGCACUCGAACAUGAUCGCGAAACACUCUCCGCAGUAGAGAGUAGAGAAGCCUAGACGUACGGGGGGGGCACUUUUGUGGGCAACGUGGUGGUGGACGCCGGGGAACGGAGAAAGGGUUUCAAGGGGCCGUUCGGAGACUACGGGAGCAGAUAUAGUGUAUCUAGUAACCCUGAGGCAAGAGGGUCCUCGCCAGAUAGAUUAAUAGGGGUCUGAAACUCCAUCUGGCCCUGUCAGCG